Messenger RNA from Fomitopsis serialis, 594 nucleotides. RefSeq lists its product as uncharacterized. The record is from RefSeq and is a predicted model, not a curated record. The transcript is spliced from 2 exons. Bases 123 to 470 code for a protein of 115 amino acids. NCBI's taxonomy places the organism in Eukaryota, Fungi, Basidiomycota, Agaricomycetes, Polyporales, Fomitopsidaceae.
CGGUGAAGGGCGCCGCCGACACGUCUGGUGUCGUCUGGUUCACUGUCAAGUACGGUAACGCAGACCGUUGGCACGGCAAACAUGAUCAGGGCGCUGCUCGCUGCACCCCAAUCUUUUUGAGUAUGCCAUCUUGCAAUGGGAUCCAAGGGACUGUGGCUUUCUGUAUAUCACCAUGCAGAGCUCGCUUCAGGACUUCAAUGGGUGCGCAGCUCACGCGCUUCGGACACGUCGUGCCCGGACCCCUCUCGCUCGACCGUAUCCUAAACGCACAAGGCUCCCUCCCGAACAACGCUUGCGGUGUUGUCCCUGCAGCUGGCCAAUCCGAGCCUAUCCACCCAGUCUGCGACGGCGACUUCAUCAUCAGCCCUCUCGAUCUCACUGCCGCUUUCCCGUCGCAGUCCAAGACCGCCUCGUACUACGACGAUGGUGUUGACGGCACGUUCGCUCUGUCAGUGGCAGCCGCCUGCUGAAGCACUCGAUGUAUGUCCCCUCGACGACGUCCGCCGACAGCACGCAGGAUGCCCGCCUCGACGUAGACGUUCACGCGCAGCUGGGCGUCGAGCGGCGGUACCGCGUAUGUGGGCAUGUACACCG